Messenger RNA from Hypoxylon fragiforme, 1952 nucleotides. RefSeq lists its product as uncharacterized. Gene Ontology annotation, cellular component: fungal-type cell wall. The transcript has 3 exons. Bases 492 to 1808 code for a protein of 438 amino acids. Gene Ontology annotation, molecular function: chitin binding; glycosyltransferase activity; hydrolase activity, hydrolyzing O-glycosyl compounds. The record is from RefSeq and is a predicted model, not a curated record. NCBI's taxonomy places the organism in Eukaryota, Fungi, Ascomycota, Sordariomycetes, Xylariales, Hypoxylaceae. Gene Ontology annotation, biological process: fungal-type cell wall organization; carbohydrate metabolic process.
GCGCUCCAGAGAAACAAGAAUAGGAACAUCGCCUCGAUCGCUUCUGAAUUACAUACUCUCGCUUGAAACGCCCGGUAAGGCUCGGCUUACUCUAGCUGCUAAAGCUGAACGUGGUCUAUGCUACAGGAGAGAUCGCUGUCUGUCAUAGCUUGUACAUAAGUUGAUUGACUUGUUGAGCCUCCUAUUGUCUUCCCCUUUUGUCGGGAAAUAUACACGCGCCUUCAGACGUCAACCUUCCUUGGCUCGGUGAUCGCGUGUCUGCCCACCUUGCCUAUUCGCACGAGGAAGUGUUCAUGAUCGUGAACUAAAUCGAAGAUAUCAUUUCCCGGCUUCACUCGCUUAGCAACUACCUCGAAUCUUCGGCUUUCUGUACAUAUUAUAUAUACCUACAUAACGACUUAUGCGACUCGGCCAUCGAUCCCGCUAGCGAUUACCCAGUACUUUCCAUAAAUAUUUUGAUAUUACUCACAUAUAUACAUAAUACUUUAAUAAUGCUUCGAACGAUACCCACGGUGGCCUUGGCCAUACUCGGCGCCUCGACCGUAUUGGCUCAAACCGCACCGACGUGCUCAUUGACCCAGAAGUGCCCGGAGGAUACUCCGUGCUGUUCUCAAUAUGGACAAUGUGGUGUUGGCGCAUACUGCCUAGGAGGAUGUGACCCGCGCAUGUCCUUCUCCCUAGACGCGUGCGUGCCAGCGCCUGUGUGCCAGGAUAGAACGAUGAAGAUGGACACCACAGACCGAAUCGUUGAUGUCUCGAAAUACCUCGGUGACGCUGACAAGGCCGACUGGGUUGCGCAGGGUAGUCCGGUCGCCCACAAGGGCAACGUGCUUUUAACCAUGCUCCCUCACACUGCUGGAACUGUACUCGCUUCAACCGCUUACAUGUGGUACGGAAACGUGAAGGCACAAAUGAAAACGGGGCGCACCGCCGGUGUUGUUACUGCCUUCAUCCUGCUCAGCGACGUGAAGGACGAAAUUGACUUUGAGUGGGUUGGUACCGAGUUGGAUAUUGCGCAGACCAACUACUAUUUCCAAGGCAUACCUGACUACACUCAUUCCAAAAACAUCACAGGCCUCACGGACACCAACCAGGAAUGGCACACAUACGAGAUCAGGUGGACCCCCGAAAAAAUUGAGUGGUAUGUGGAUGACGUCCUUGGACGCUCUUGGGAGAAGUCAAAGACAUGGAACUCUACAACGAACCAAUGGGACUUUCCGCAGACACCAUCUCGCGUCCAGCUCUCGAUCUGGCCCGGCGGUGAUGAGAAGAACGCGAAGGGUACGGUGGACUGGGCCGGUGGUGCGAUCGACUGGGACAGCGACGACAUCAAGAAGGACAAGUACUACUACGCCACUCUCGGCGAAGUGAGCAUCGAAUGCUACAAAACCGACAGCGCACCUGGUACCAACUCAGGCAAGAGCUAUAUCUACAAAGAUGCCAAGGGCACAAACGACACCAUUGAGGAUGGAGAUGCCAACACGGUCCUCAAAUCCCUCGUGGGUACCGGCUUGGAUAUGGACAAAGAUUACCCAAAUUCGAGCGACAAUUCGGGCGACCAGGGAGUCAUCCCCGGUCUGAGCGGUGGUGGUCCCGGCACUAACGGCCAGGCGGCCGGCGGAUCCUCCGGCACGGGUACCAGCGACGGCUCUACCAGCUCCAGCAGUUCUGCCAAUCCCGCUUGCUCACAGGGCUUCCAGCAGGUCUGUGGUGGCGAUACCACGAACGAAGGAGUCCGACAAGAACGUAGCCUGGGUGCGAGUGCGUUCGCAGCUCUCGUUGCCGUUGGCGGUAUGCUCUGGAUUUAGAUGAGGAUGGAGGUUGAGCAUGAGGGGUGAUACGCUCGUCACUUUAUAUACCGAUCUAGGAUACGAUUUGAGUACAGGGGUCGUCUCGAGUAUGACUGGGUGGGUUGGGUGUGCAUGGGGAUUGACUCACGUGUCAAGAGAUAU